Medicago truncatula (barrel medic) is the source of this 1911-nucleotide messenger RNA. Its product is annotated as probable WRKY transcription factor 4. NCBI's taxonomy places the organism in Eukaryota, Viridiplantae, Streptophyta, Magnoliopsida, Fabales, Fabaceae. The coding region runs from base 279 to 1580 and encodes 433 amino acids. Gene Ontology annotation, biological process: regulation of DNA-templated transcription. Gene Ontology annotation, molecular function: DNA-binding transcription factor activity; sequence-specific DNA binding. The record is from RefSeq and is a predicted model, not a curated record. The transcript is spliced from 4 exons.
AUGCGUAGACUUUUUGUGCUGUUUCUUUUUUCAGAUCCACCAAAUCCAACUUCCCCCAAAAAGCAAGUAACACGCACAAACAUGUAAUAACAAAACAAACUCAAAGGUUCAUCACUUUCAUAAUCUUCUUACACAAACAAAACAAAACAAAAAUAGAUAGAUUAUAGUACAACAUUGUUUCUCUCUAUUUUUGGACCAACCAACAAUCACAAACUUCUUUUUCUUUUUGUUUUUGGUAAAAAAAAAGUCAAACCAAGUUUGUAUGUUCAUCGUUGGAAAUGGACCAACCACCGUGGAAGGAAGAAGAAGCGGCGGUUGGCGGUGGUGAUGGGGGACCACCACAGCGGCCCACCUUAACUCUGCCGCCACGUACGGAUGUACUUUUCAGCGGUGGUUUUAGCCCUGGUCCUAUGACUCUUCUCUCUAACUUAUUUGCUGAUAGUGAUGACGGCAAGUCUUUCUCUCAGCUUCUCGCCGGUUCCAUGGUGUCUCCGGCACCGCUAACCGCCGGGGGGCUUGAUUCAUCUGGCUUCUUUUCACAUCCUCAGGUAUCCUUUGGAAUGACACAGCAGCAACCACUGGCACAGGUCUCGGCUCACGAAGGACCGUCCAACACUAAUAUGCAUAACCAAGCCGAACAUUUAUCAUAUGUACCAACUUCCACCGAUCAUGCUCCUCUCUCCGAACAAAGGCUGCAGCCUUCUUCGUUGAAUGUCGAUAAGCCUGCUGAUGAUGGCUACAACUGGAGGAAAUACGGACAGAAACAGGUGAAAGGUAGCGAGUUUCCUCGAAGUUAUUACAAGUGCACGCAUCCUAACUGUCCUGUCAAGAAAAAGGUUGAGCGUUCGCUUGCUGGUCAUAUAACCGCAAUUAUUUAUAAAGGAGAGCACAAUCAUCUACUUCCGAAUCCUAAUAAGCGAUCAAAAGACACUAUUACUUCAAAUGAAAAUUCAAAUAUGCAAGGGAGUGCCGAUUCAACUUAUCAACGGAUGACUUCAAACUCAAUGUCUAAGAUGGAACCUGAAUCUAGUCAGGCAACAGUUGAACAUCUAUCUGGAACUAGUGAUAGUGAGGAUGUAGGUGAUCGUGAAACAGAAGUGCAUGAGAAAAGAAUUGAGCCCGACUCCAAAAGGAGAAAUACAGAAGUCACAGUCUCAAAUCCAACAACUUCUUCACAUAGGACUGUCACAGAGCCUAAAAUCAUCGUGCAAACUACCAGUGAAGUUGAUCUCUUAGAUGAUGGUUAUAGAUGGCGAAAAUAUGGACAGAAAGUUGUCAAAGGAAACCCUUAUCCUAGGAGCUAUUACAAAUGUACAACACCAGGUUGUAACGUUCGAAAGCAUGUAGAGAGGGCUUCCACGGAUCCUAAAGCAGUCAUAACAACAUAUGAAGGAAAACAUAAUCAUGAUGUUCCAGCAGCUAAGACUAAUAGCCACACUAUUGCCAACAAUAAUGCUUCACAGUUAAAAUCGCAAAAUACCAUUUCUGAGAAGACUAGUUUUGGUAGCAUCGGUAUUGGCGAGGGCAAUGAGCAACAACCUGUUGCUCGUCUAAGGCUGAAGGAAGAGCAGAUAACUUAAGCUCAUAAAUUAAGGCUCUGGUAAUCCGAUAACUAUAUCGCAAAUGACCUUUUUUUAAUAAUUCGAUUCUUUUUCAGUUUUAGGCCAAGGUUUUGAUCAAGUCUUGAUGAAAGAGUUAAAGGAUAACAAGUUUAAACAAAAAAAAAGGUGGUGGAGAUAACAGGGGUUUUGGAUGAUGAUUUUGUGCCUUUUGUGUACAUUGAAAGUAUAAGUUAUGUUUCUGUUUAUAACCUAAAGUAUACUUUUUUGUUUUUUACAAUAACCUAAAUUAUACGUUAUGUUGUGAAACAAAGUUGAUCAUAAAUUCAUCAUGUACUUUCUUGUUGCAUUA